Molecule: messenger RNA, 1465 nt
Organism: Xenopus tropicalis (tropical clawed frog)
Lineage: Eukaryota; Metazoa; Chordata; Amphibia; Anura; Pipidae
Gene: fam3d.2
Product: FAM3 metabolism regulating signaling molecule D gene 2
Exons: 10
Coding region: 456-1139 (227 amino acids)
Cellular component (GO): extracellular region
Molecular function (GO): carbohydrate binding
Source: RefSeq, a predicted model, not a curated record
CCUUUAAUAACACAGACAGAAUAACCGUAUGUUUCUUAUAAAGUAAAGAUUGGGCAUACUUGCCCUUUAAUAGGACACUGCAGUGGCAGGUAGUACAGGGCGGAGCCAGGUUCAUACAUAGCUCACACUAGCGCACGUUUAAACAAAUAUCCAUGAGCCUUACGGAUACAGCACAGUAAGCGUUUUUCCAGUUUGUCCAACCAACUUUCCACCCCUGGGUGCCCGGAGCAACAACUUUCAUUCAUUGGUUUUAUGUAACUUGUUAUGUCAGAGAUUGUUCUAUAUACAGGAGAUAGUGAGAGACCUACCUUCCAUUGGUGCCACAGCGACCUGCUCUCCCCAGCGAGGAUCCCUGUCCUCUACUACUUCAUCCGGGGAUACUCUGAAUCUGAGUUGUGUCGGUGCAAAGUGUGCCGGAGCGGAGCGUCUGUGCCCUUAUCCUAUUGGGAAGAACCAUGCGGUGUGCGGCAGCCAUUAUAAGGAUUCUAAUGGUUCUACUUACCCUGUUCAUCACGUGGUAUUUUGCCAAGCAAUUCUACCCCAGUAAAGUCGAUAUGAAGAGUCUGAGGGCAUUAUUCGAUAAUGAAGUUGAAGAGGCGCCAGAAAAGAAGAAAGUCAAGUACAGCUGCGGGAAUGAGAAACCCUGCCCGGGCGGCCAGUUUGCGUUUAAAAUCAUUAGCGGCGCCGGCAAUGUCGUCGGACCAUCUAUUUGCUUUGACGACUCUAUCAUAAUGAGCAGUAUAAAAAAUAACAUUGGGAAAGGACUGAACAUCGCGCUAAUAAACGGUUUCAAUGGGGAUCUGAUCAAAAUAGCGUCCUUUGAUAUGUAUUCUGGAGACGUGGAACCGCUUGUGGAUUUUUUAAAGUCUGUGACGGACGGAACGCUGGUGUUUGUCGCAUCUUAUGAUGAUCCGAGUUCAAAGCUGAAUGAUGAAGCCAGGGCUAUAUUUGCAAGCUUUGGGAGCAGUUAUGCAGAAAAACUAUACUUCCGGGACGCCUGGGUCUUCGUGGGAGUUAAAGGGACAAGUGCCAAGAGCAAAUUUGAACAGCACAUCAAGAACAACAAGGAGACAAACAAAUACGACGGGUGGCCGGAGGUGCUGGAAAUGGAAGGCUGUAUCUCCAGGGAAACCAACUAAAGCCCCGGGAUAAUCUGCCCCACUUCCCUGGUUUCCAGCCUGCCCCGCCUGCCUUUAUCAUGAACUCUGCGGUGUGGCACAGGAGCUGACAAUCUAAAGCGGCACAGGGACUCUAGGGUUCCUGCACCAGGGAAUAUGGUUUAUAAACUGGGAAUUGGACUUGUAAAUGUUCUGCUGCUUAUUUCCACUGAUCGCCGGUCAUUUCCCUGCAGUUCAGAGAUGUCGCCAUUGGCCCAGUAGAGUGUGAAUGUGUAAGUGUAUAUAUAUUUAUAUAUAAUAUACAGUUGGGUCAUUUCCCUAUGGGACCAAACUGUAAAUGAUAUCCU